Theobroma umbraticum is the source of this 982-nucleotide messenger RNA. RefSeq names its product Late embryogenesis abundant (LEA) hydroxyproline-rich glycoprotein family. Lineage: Eukaryota; Viridiplantae; Streptophyta; Magnoliopsida; Malvales; Malvaceae. The record is from RefSeq and is a predicted model, not a curated record. Gene Ontology annotation, cellular component: plasma membrane. Gene Ontology annotation, biological process: defense response to other organism.
UUGCCAUGGCUUUCUCAUAUUAGUAGUGUUGAAACCUGUUUGAGGAAAGAAAACAAGAAAGAAUAGUUAUGACAGAGCAGCAGAAAAUUCAUCCCGUGGUGGAUGUUGAAGCACCAGCUCCGACAGCGCCUUUGGUGCCUCCUGGCUCUGCUACAUCGGAAAAAGGUAGCCCGGUUCAGCAUCGGCUGCCACAACGUACCAUUCCUGUGAUUCACACAAGGCCACCAAAGAAGAGGAGCUGUUGUUGCAGGUGCAUAUGUUGGACAAUUAGCCUCAUUGUCCUCCUCUUGAUAAUCCUUGGUGCCACCGUUGGCAUUCUCUACCUUGCCUUCCGCCCAAAACUACCCAAAUACUCUAUUGACAGCCUGAGAAUAAGUGAUUUGAGGCUCAACUUUGAUAUGACCUUGUAUGCAAACUUCGACGUCCAGAUCACAGCAAAUAAUCCCAACAAGAAAAUCGGAAUAUACUACGAGCAAGGAGGGCAAUUAAGCGUGUGGUAUACACACUCAAAGCUGUGUCAAGGAUCAUUGCCGAAGUUCUACCAAGGUCACCAGAACAUAACAAAGUUGGACUUGGUGUUAACAGGACAAACAGAGGCUGGAAGCACUUUGAUGUCAGCCCUGCAAGAGCAGCAGCAAACAGGACAGAUACCUCUGGAUCUUAAGGUCGAUGCCCCUGUAGCAAUCAAACUAGGGAAGUUAAAGCUGAGGAAGGUGAGGAUCUUGGGAGACUGCAACUUGGUGGUUGAUAGUUUAUCUGCUAACAAUAUCAUCAGCAUUAAAGCUAGUAACUGCAAGUUUAGAUUGAAGCUUUAAAUUCUUUUCUCUUAAGCAUACUUUAUACGUACUUAAUAUUCGACAGCUUCCCAGUUUUCUGAUGGGGAAGGUCUUCGCCUUUUUUUUUUUCUUUUUUUUUUAUAUUUAGUGUGAAAAUUUGUUAUUGGCUUUUUGCACUGUAUUGAUAUCAUUCAAGCUAUUUGCAG